Messenger RNA from Thamnophis elegans (Western terrestrial garter snake), 1311 nucleotides. Its product is annotated as zona pellucida-like domain-containing protein 1. The record is from RefSeq and is a predicted model, not a curated record. Lineage: Eukaryota; Metazoa; Chordata; Lepidosauria; Squamata; Natricidae. Gene Ontology annotation, cellular component: cell surface.
UUUGCAAUGGAACGAAUAUGGCUCCUGCUUUUGCUGUCUGUAAAAUUGCUGUCAGUGACUGCACAAUUCAAUGGAUAUAACUGUGAUGCUAACUUACAUAGCAGGUUUCCUGCAGAACAAGAUAUCAACGUCUACUGUGGAGUUCAGGCAAUUACUAUGAAGAUUAAUUUUUGCACUGUCCUGUUUUCUGGUUACUCUGAAACUGAUUUAGCACUAAAUGGGAAACACGGGGACUCUCACUGCAGGGGAUUUAUAAACAACAACACAUUUCCAGCAGUGGUAAUUUUCAUAAUCAAUCUCAGCACUUUGGAAUCUUGUGGAAGUUCUUUAAUGGUAACCUCAGUUCCAGGUAUCAAUGUAUAUGGCAAUGCAUCCACAGUCCAAAUAGGUAAUAUUUCAGGAUAUAUAGAUACCCCAGAUCCACCAACAAUUAUCAGCUAUUUACCAGGACUUCUGUAUAAAUUUAGCUGUAGUUAUCCUUUGGAAUACCUAGUCAACAAUACACAACUUGCUUCGUCAUCAGCUGCAAUUUCUGUAAGAGAGAACAAUGGUACAUUUAUAAGCACUUUGAAUUUGCUCCUUUACAAUGACUCUACCUACAGCCAACAGCUGAUUAUACCUAACACAGGACUACCUUUAAAAACAAAAGUUUUUGCAGCUGUGAGAGCAACAAACCUGGAUGGAAGAUGGAAUGUUUUGAUGGAUUACUGCUACACUACUCCAUCUGGAAAUCCAAAUGACAAUUUGCGAUAUGAUCUCUUCUUUAGUUGUGACAAAGACCCUCAGGACACUAUAAUUGAAAAUGGGAAGAGUCAAAUGGCCGAUUUCUUUGAGGUGUUCCGCUUUGUGAAACAUAAGAACCAGAAAAUGUCCUGGUUUUUCUACAUUGUAUCACAAGUGUGCAGAGCGGAUGACUGCCCCUUUCUUGUUCAAGCCUGCAGUAAUAGAAAAAAAAGAGAUGUGAUGAAGCAAACCACUUGGACACCUCAGAGCAUUUCUGGAAGUGCAGUAAUAUCUGCUGGCCCGAUAAUUACGAGAACUGUGCAUUUUAUAGCGUGCUGUACUUUGAAUGCUACACUGGCACAAUGGCUAUAUCUUUACCUUAGGAAAUUCCCAACCAACAAUUCACAGCUCGGAAGUCCAAAUGGAUUUUCUUUCCAGCUGAAUUCAGUCACCAGUGCAUUGAUUUCAGGAAUAGUAAUUCUAGGAAUUAUCAGCACCAUUUCUUGUGUAUUAUCCCUUCUCCUUUUCUACAGAAAGGGGCACAGUAGUAACCUUUUGAGUGGUGUAAGAAAUCCAGUUUUCAAUUAG